Bursaphelenchus okinawaensis is the source of this 12780-nucleotide messenger RNA. The record is from the annotation of a GenBank genome assembly. Lineage: Eukaryota; Metazoa; Nematoda; Chromadorea; Rhabditida; Aphelenchoididae.
AUGUCGUUGCGCAAGACGCUCUGCUGUUUCGUGCCGGCCAAAAAGAAGUCCUACUCGGGGCACCUCUACCACAAGGUGGACCAGAACAUGUUGGCGCGUUCGGACGAGAAGAAGUGGCAGGAGUCCAAAUGGAGGGACGAUGAGAGGAACGGUGAGCGUAGCGAUGAGAAAAGGCACCGUGAAGGCUACAGCGACGAGAAAAGGCAUCGUGAAGGCUACAACGAUGAACAACGCCACCGUGAGCAAGCCAAACACUACCGUGGACCUCACGAUGACGAUAAGCGACAUUUUGAACGGAACGAUGACUAUCGUCGCAGCUCCAGAAGCGCGAAAUGGCACGAUGAGGGUAAUUUCCACUCUCAACGAAGCGAUGGUGACAGAUUUGAACGAAACAAUGACAAACGUUCGUCUCGACGAUCCAAUUCUCGUCCUUUUGUGGAACGUGAGCCUCAGAUAAUAUCGACGUCUUCUGAAGCGCUACUGGAGAUUGACGAUGUUGGAUACGCCAAGAUUCUGAAGCCACCCAAGACUCCGAAAGUUGGUUUGAGAAGUCAUGGUAUUGACAGUGACAGUACUUGGAAGAAAGAGCAUGGCAUAGAAGGCACUUUGAAGAAGGAUUCUAGAGAUAAUGGCACGAUGAGUAGAGGUUAUGGAACAAAGGAAGAUGGAAAGUUUAGAAUGAAUGAAAGUACCAAAGAUGACAGUACAUUAAAGCGAGAGACUUUAGAAAGAAGCGCUCAGAAGCCUGUGGACUCUACAGUAAUCUCUACACAACCGAGGGAAUACAGAACAAAAUUACCAGAAGCACCAGAAUUGCCUCAACCAAGACUAAAACCUGUAAGUUUUUGACAAUUUCCAAUUUACUUUUUUGGUCCAAAAGUUUGUAGGGCUUAUUUUUGUGUUUUAUCGGCAGUAUUUAACCAGAAAGCUGAUAGUAAAGGUACUAAGUAGUUGUAAAGACCUUAAAAUGAACUUUAUGUUUAGACAAAGCUAUGGAAUAGACAGUUAAUUAAGUUGUAUAUAUAGUACAGUGUUAGUGAUGAGUGACCUUUCGACUUACUUUUUUUUAAAUAGUAGCGACGAUUCUCGGAAUUACGUCAAAAUAACCGCCAAUUACUCUUCUCUUACUAUUAUUACACUUAAGAUAAUACGCUGCAAAAAAGGAAAGUGUUCAGUCAUGACACAUUUUUUGCAAAAAACUUGGUUACGUUGACUUUUUUACCGAAAAAAGUAAUGUCAUCAUGACGGUUUUUAUGGAAAGUUGAUCAGGAUGACUCAUUUUUUAAAGCGAUUCUUAUCUUUUUAAAAAAAAUUGUCACGAUGACUCAUUAUUUUUUAAAAAAUUGUUGGCAAAGACAUUAUUUUAUACAAAAAAUCUGUCAUGAUGACACAUUUUUAAGCAACAAAACACAUCAUGAAAAAAGGCUUUUAAAAAUUACAAAAUUAUCGCGAUGACGCUUUAUUUUACUCAUAAAACACGUCAUGAUGACCCAUUAUUUUUUCCGAAAACCUCGUCACGAUGACAGAUUAAGCGGUCAUCGGACCGGUUCGAGAAGGUUUAGCCCGACCUGUAGCAAACUUAAAUUGUAAAAAGUAGCCAGCCGGCUGUCACAAACCAACGACCUUGAAUUGCUCUUAACAUAUGUAGGGUAUGGGCAGGGUUAUUAACCGCUACCUCGUCGUAUGUUUGAGGAGCGAAUUAGCGAUGGGAAGGGAAGACAACAACAAUAUCAGAUGAUAUUGUGAUCGAGUUUCCUUAUGUUUCGGUCGUGUGUAAUGUCUAGUGUGGAGUGGGUUCAGAAUUCACUGAUUUGUUUUUCUGGGGGGGGGGGGGGAGUUGGGGGAACGUUUUAGUUUUGUCACUGUUAUUUUAGGUAGCAUUUUGGUUGGAUUCUGAGGUGUUUUGAUGGUUUUAAAGGGGUUUUUGAUUGGUUUCGCAGUGUUUUGAAGCGGAAGAAACUUUGUUUACAAUGUUGUUCAUUGAUUUUCGAACUUUUUUUUCCGUUGGUCAAAAAGUGCGUAGAAUUGAUUUUUGUAUUUAAAAGGUAACUAUUGCACAGUGCAGUCCAUAAUGUUAGCCAUUGAUUAAUAUUAAUUAUUCUACCCACUUUUUGACCGAAUUUUUAUAAAAAACUUGUUCUUAAAUUUCAAAAACAAAGUUCUGAAUAAAAAAUUGUUUUCGAAUGUAAAACGUAACAAUUCAAUGUGGCAGGACCCUUGAAAAGCGUGAAAGUUUGAAUAUCCCGCGGUUUUUGGCAUUUUUCUUUGAAACGAAUGGGCUUAAAGCUGAAGAACAAACUGAGGCAAGGCUGUUUACAUAGUUGUAGCUCUCUCACAAGUCGCUAUUAAGCCUAAAAACGCAUAAAAAAUGGUCUCAGAGCAAUAUUUCUCAACAAUUUCAUUAAACUUUGUGAAAUGGCUAUGUUAACAUAGGUAAAAGGGGCUGUAAUAGUAUGAAAACAGAUGGUAUUGUAGUGAAAUCGUGUUAAUGUUGGAAGGAAAGGUUAUAUUAUUCAUAAAAAUUGCCGAUUCAUGCUAAAUGUAACAGUUUUAAGCCUAAAAAGUAGCGAAAUUCAACAGUUAUAAGCCUAAAACAAGCCAAGUUUAAUCGUUUUUAGCCUAGAAACACGCUAAAAUUAAAAGUUUUAAGCCUAAAAACAAGCGAACUUCAAGCCUAAUCAGCUAAGAGCCCCGAGGCCCUGACCUGUGACAUAGUUUUGUUUAUAUAGCGAUUGUAGUAGGUAACAAUGGCCAGUUUAAUUGGCCGCGCGACCGUUUCGAAUUUGCUAUUCAAAGGCCGGAAGAGAGCGUUGGAAUUGCAUGGAAGGCUUUGUUCGAAGCACAGCCAGAGAUUGGGCUUCUGUUCUUGGCUAACCUGUUCAUUCCACGUUUGUCCUCAACUUGUUUUGGCUACUGAGUUGCGAUUCUCAAGAGUUUCUUUGAAGAUUUAGCUACAGGAUUCAGAUUCCUUAAAUAUUGUGGUUACAGGGCUAGAAUUUCUUGAAGACUUUGGCUACUGAGCUGAUAUUCUUACAGAGCCUGGCUUCUGAAUUUUGGCUGGCUCUUUGGCUACUGAAGUGCUUCUGUUUAAGCCAUUAAAUCUUCUUUUAUAUUGGCUACAGAAGCUAAAAUUUUUGUCACGGCAAAUUCAAAACCUGUCGCUACAAAUUAAGCCUAAAUUUUGACAAUUCAAAGCUUUAACUUUAAGGCCUAAUUCUAUAUUCAAAACCUACUAGAAUAUAAUAAGCUUUAACUUUAUUAAGAAAGUUCUUGGGCGACAUAAGCCUAAGCUUUAUUAACUAAUCCUUUGGCCCCCAUAAGCCUAAGCUUUAUUAACUAAUUCUUUGGCUGACAUUAUAAGCCUACAUCUUUGUUAAUCAAGCCUUUGUACUACCUUAUAAGACAAAGUGUUGGUGAAGAUGAGUCAAAUGGUAUGAUAGAGAGUGUUGUGAAGCAAAGAAUACUUUAGGUCAUAAAAGGCUUUAAUAGCCAUAGUUCGAAAGAUUAAAUAUUGUUUUCUGUCGCUUUAUAGCUGUUCUUGGAGGUUGUGGGGCUAUGUUUUGAAAAAAUUUUUUUUUUUUAAAUUUAAAUUUAAAAAAUUUUUUUUAUUUUUUUUAUUUGUGAGUUAUGGGCUAGGGAGAUGGUUCGUUUUUUAAGGUAUUUCUUAACUUUAGUCCUAGGCUUGUAUUAAUUUAGGCUAGGUUUAAAUUGUUGGCUUGUUUUAUAAUUUGAAAAGGUAUCUAAUUCUGGUAGAAUAAGGUAGGCUAAGGCCAGAUUUUUUUGAUUUUCAUACGAUUCUCAAGUUAUAUAAAGGUAGUUAUGUCUAGACAUGGGAAACGGGUUGGGUCUGAGCAAAAUUUAGGUAGGAUCGGGCUUGAAAAAUAGGCCUAGCCCGUUCCCCAUGUCUAGUUAUGUUAUCUUACUAUGGUAUCUGCGGCUUACCGUGUUAAAAGGGGUGGUGGUUGAAGGGCAGGGUAAGGCAGGGACGAUAGCGUAAGGUAGAGGUAGGGUAUUUUAGGGUAGAGUAGGGUAUCGUAGGGUAGGGUAGGGUAUUUUAGGGUAGGGUAUCGUAAGGUAGGGUAGGGUAAAUUACUUUUUCCCUUAAACCUUGUUGCUUAAAACCUUACUUUAAGCAAGCGACAACUUAAUUUUAAAACUUUUACUCAGUAAAAGGCUUAUAAACAGUAGUCGAGUAAGGGUUGAUGGUUGGUGGUAUAACACUACGAGGAAGGGGUUAAGGCUGUGUAAUACGGCGACGACUGAUUAAAGUAGCAAGUAAUCGAGGUAACAACAAGUUGACUUGUAUUAUAUAGGUAUAGAGAGAGGUGUGAUAAGAGGGGCGACAAGGGCGAUAAAAGGAGGAAGCGUUGAUUAAUGGGAGGGGGAGGGGGCAGAGAGGUAGGAUAAGGGGAAUUCUUUUUCCGGCGACAAGAGAUUAUGUGCUUUAAGGUGUUAGGGGUGUACCCUUAGGUCAUUAUUAUAGGGGUUACAGUACUAUUUUGAGAACUCUGAGGUUUUCAUCUUUUGGUACUGUAUUAGGUUCUGUAUUACAUGUUUUAGUACGCAAGACUAUCAAGUUACAGUACCUAAAAUAAGUUUAUUAUGUUGUUCAAGUAAUUCUGAGCUACUUAACUGCGGAUAUUUGCAAUGAGAGGGGGCGAAGAUUUUUUGAACAAUGUAAGAACAAGGUAUUACUACAUAAUACUAUACGACAAUCAAUGACACUUUGAGUAUAACCCUCAUGUCAAUUAAAAUUUCGAUUAAAAUACGGCAAAUUAAAGUCAUUUCCGUUUUUUGUCGCUGAAUGCGGUUAAUCGAUUAAGCGUUUCGUCAAUGUAACCGAGGGUUUUGUCGCCGAAUCUUUCGAAUUUCAUACUAUUCACAAGUUAUCGUACGUGGUUAUGUCAUCUUACCAUGGUAGAUAGGGCUUACAGUGUAAAAGGGGAGGGGUAUUAGAUGUUUAAUUAAUUGUGUGCCCUUUUUCAAAGCAAAUUUUUAGGGUCGGGGGCACGUAAUUAUUUAAACAACCUAAUUUUUUAAGGGUAGGAUAGGGAAAGGUAGGGGGUAGGGUAGAGAGCAGGGUAGGACAGGGUAGUGUAGAUAGGCAGGAUAAAGUUGGGUAGUGGUAGCGUAGGCUCUGAUUAAGGGUAUGGUAAGGUAGGAUAAGCUUUAAAGAUAAAAAAAAAAGACUUUCUUUCCUCUCCCCCCCCCCUUUUUUUUUGAAAAUUUCACUCCUCCUUAUUAAAAAAGGGUAGUAUAAGUAUUGUCAUUGUGGUGUAUAUGAACAUGUUUACUAUGCGAAGCCAUUUUUUAACUAAUGCCAUUCUUUUUAGAACAGCGACGAGGACGAAAUGGCAAUGAUCGCGAGAGUCAAGCCUUAUCAGGCUUCCAAAGACGAGAAUCCACACUCUCACUAUCAGUUCGAGGAUGUCACUGACGACCCAAAGGUAGGAGGGUUACUGUAGAAUAUUUUGUCUUAUAUUGCCGUAAAAGAUUACUGUAUCGUGCAGUAAUUUAGUUUGAAAAAUGUAAAAUGAGCUGAAGCCUAAAUGUAAAGUGGAAUAAGUUGUCGCUGAACUUAUUUUUAGUGGCUUUGAAGGACAUUUUAUAUGCUACUUGGUAUGCUGAUGCAAAAAGAAUGCCGGUUUGAAAAGUUUUUAGCUCGCGCCAUUGUUUUUGCAUCAUUUUUGAUAUUUUUGGGCCGAAACGGGAAGGGAAACAAUGAUAUUAGGUUGUUCACUUAAUUCUGCGCCCUUUACCAAAGCUAAUUUGUAGGGUACGGGGGCGCAGAAUUAUGUGAACAACGUAGUAAAAGGACUGAAAUUGGCGAUUUAUGGCUUUUCUUUGAACUUUUUGACCGCCCUAUUUUAAAAUUUAAAUUUUUGAAAAAAAAUUUUUUUAAAUUUUUUAAAUUUCCAUAAUUGCUUUCUACUUCCUUUUACCUGAAACACCUCCUCAAAGGCUCAAAAGCACCUCUAAUAUAGUUUGUCGCCGCUUCCGCUUCGGCAUCAUUACCUUAUAAUUGUUUCAGUACCAGGAGAAGAAGCUGCCCGACCUCGAGGGCGCGCUGGUCGAAUAUUGUCGCAUCGACCAUAACAAACAGAAGCCACAGCCUCAGGUGCUUCAGUCUCACACCGUCGUGAGUGCGCGUAGCCAAGUCGACGUGAGUUUUGGCAUUUAUCGGGUUUUGGUAUUGGUUUUUGGGUAAAAAGUAGGAAGCUUGUGGGAAAUUAAGGGUUUUCGACGAUAAAAUACGGUUAUUCUGGGGGAUUACUGUAAUCUUAUUGUAGAAUAUGAUGACCUAGUUAAUUUAAAAUUUGUAUUUUUGAAAUUUAAGAAACUUUGUUUCCACUGAUUUUUGUCUUGUUUUCUCCCCACUUCUUCCUUUAUUUCCCCUGCACCGUGCAAUCAAACCUCUUUUCCUUCUUGCACCGUGCAAAACAAAGCCGAUUUCUGCACAGUGCAACAAACUCUCGCUAACCUUUUGCACCGUGCAUCCUCAAUAAGGUCUUUUGCACCGUGCAGUUCGAAUAAGAUUGUUUGCACCGUGCAACCAAAUUUCCUUAUUCUUUACGCACUGUGCAGUCUAAAACAGUCCUGCGACAUUUUAAUGCGACAAACUGUUUUUUCCAAAAACUUGAACGAGUAUUUGUCGCACUUUUAUUCAAAAUGUUUUCUGCGAUAAAUUUGCACUGUGCAAUAAAAGUUUUCUGCUCACUGUGCGACUUUAAUGGGUUCAGCGAUGUUUCUGCAACAUUCUUUGUUAUCGCAUCUCAAUGUUCUUGAAAGUUGUCGCAGAGGUUGGUCGACAAACGCAGCAAAUGUUGCGACAAUCUUUUGCACAUUGCGACAUUCAUUGAUGUUGCUUUUCAAUGUUUUUUUGAAACAAUUUUUUGCGAAAAUUUGUCGCAAGGCUUGGGAAGAACGACGAAUUGACUUUGUCGCGAUUUCUUUAGCGACAAAGCUUGGGCAGUUUUCGUUUGAAUUGAUGUCGCGACACAAUGCUCGAUGCGACACUUUUUGAGAUUGCACUGUGUCGCUGGUCUUGUCGUUUGCACUGUGCAGUCUUUUCUGUCGCCGAUUGUCGCUGCUUUUUUUAUGGAAACAAAAGCUGAAAUUCGUCGCGUUUUUGCACUGUGCAGUCUUACUCAAUGUUGAUCUGAAUGUUUUGGCGACAAUUGGCUGUUUUUUCUGGUUCCUUUGCACAGUGCAGUCUUUGCAAGAAGAGGUUUUCUGGUUUUUUGCACAGUGCAAUGAGGCUUUCAUUUUUUGCGAUAAAAGGUUCGCGACUGCACCGUGCAAUGGAAUUCAAUUGAGUUUGCACUGUGCAAAGAAAUUCUGUAUUGAUUGCACUGUGCAGAGCUUUGCGUUUGCACUGUGCAUCAGAAAUUAAUUUGUUAUUGCACCGUGCAGAGUCUAAUUAUUUGAUUUUUUUUUGCAUGGUGCAGUAUGCUUUUUUUGCACGGUGCACUCUAUUUUCUCUGUUUUUAAGCGUUUAAAACCUAAAACAGUUUAAAAAAAAGCAAAAAAUAUAGCAAACACUGCGACAAGAGGGUUGUUUUGUACAAAAUCGACCAUUCGCUCCACUUUCCGGUCAUCGUAUUGUUUUGGCGGUUGAUGGAUCGCGUGUCGCGGCCAAGGGAGGGGGGGGGCGGGUCCUAUUGGCCAUUAAUGGGCUUGGCCAAAACAAUUGUUUUGUCGUAAUGCGAUUACCUUGCGGCCUCAACCUUGUUUUGCUUUAUUUUUGUUUUUCGUACCUAAUCUUGUUUGCGGGUUACGGUAGGUCAGGGGGAGGGGGGGGAGGGUUUCUAGGUUUUAGUAUGUCUGGGAGCGACAAACAGGGCAAUGAUGAGGUUUAUAUUAAGUUAUGGUGACAGAAGUUUUUGAAGGGGAUACUGUAGGUUUUCUUUAGUGGUGGGAGGGGAGGGGGUUACUGUAGGUUUUAUAAUACUACAAAGAUUACAGUACUGUGAGUUUUAGUAGGAUGAUAAGCCUGAGGUACUGUAGCUUUGUAAUUUUAUUUUGACUUCAACCUAUGGGGUUUACUGUAAUAUUCGCUUAAAAAUAUAGCGUUUUUUGGGUUACUGUAGUUACUUUUGGUACUGUAACUUGAAUGUUUAAUUUUGCACCAGUAAGUUAGUUUAAAAAUUAGAUUACUGUAUUUUUGAUAAAGAAUACUGUAACUUGCUAUAGUGGUAAACGUUGUAUAGAUUUGUACGGUUACUGUAACGUUUCUUACUGUAGCAUUUAUAUGAACUGUAGAAUUUAAGUGGGCUAUCGUACUGUUUGUUGUUGUUUAUUGCGGUUCAGCCUGCUUCUUGUCGCUUUUUGGUCAUUUUUCCGUUUUGAUGCCCUCGGGUCUUCCCCCCCCUCCCCCCUCUUUCUUCCCCCCCCUCUUGGAAACGUUUGGAAACCAAAGAAAGGCCAAGUUGUCGCGAAACUUGGAGAAUGCCCUCAGGCAAUAAUCUGGGCGUUUGUUAAAAGGAGCCUUCUUCCAGAUUCGGCCGUUCUUCGACCAUCGUUCUGUGCCAUCUUCUUUUCUCUUCUCUUCCCUCUCUCCCUCCCCCCUAUCCCGUGAGACUCAUUCCAUAAAUUCUCGGACGAUUUGCAUAUGCAAUCUGCACUCUUACAAUAGUUUUGUUUUGGCCGCUUUAAUGGGCGACGAAUGGCUUCUGAAGCCCGAAUCUGAGGCUACAGGGCCAGCAGAAGGUUCAGAAGACUUUUCGAUGUUUAUUACGUCUAUUUGUCACUAUUGUCGCAGCUUUUUUGUUGAUUUUAAGGAAGGUUUAGGGACUGCACUGUGCAGUUUAUUUAUUUUGCACGGUGCAAGGUAACUUACAAACUAAAAUACGGCCUUAAAUCACUCUUAAACUUAAAAUUUUUAGUUUUUUUUUUAUUUUUAUAAUUUAGCACUUCUAUUUGUCAUCAUUUGUCACCACUUCUUUUUGAUUUUGUCGCUGAUUUAUCGAAGAAGAAGUUGACUGCACUGUUCAAUUUAUGUGUUUUGCACGGUGCAUGCUAUUUAAAAGCUAAAAUACUGGCUUAAAUUGAUUUUAAAAUCAAAAUUUUUUACUUUUUUACGUUUCUAUAGUUUAGUACUUCUAUUUGUCAUUAUUUGUGAACGCUGUUUUUACUUUUGUCGCUCAUUUUGUGAACGAAAAUCCGACUGCACCGUGCAGAUCAUUUAUUUUGCACGAUGCAAUCUUUACAAAAGCCAAAAAAAGUUUAAAAACGGGUUCAAAAAAUUAAAAAGCAUGUUCUUGCCUUCCAGAACCAACUUACGGCCUCAAGAAAAGAAUCCGAAAUUGAGCUUGGAAUUCUUGUUCGAAGCCGGCUUUAAACGAAGCCGCGGCUUCGGAAAAGAGAAUCCCAAUAUGGUGGAAGUGAUUUGCAUGAUACGAUGACGUCGUGACAUCUAUUGUCUACGUCAUUCGUCCUGCAAAACACUGUGCCCAAGGGUUCAAGUUUAUAUUAUAGUAGGUCGGAGAUGGAAAACAACAAACAUUUUGACGUUUAGUGGACUUGUUGAGUACUUUAGAGGAUUCUGGAGGGGUACUGGGUUUACAUAUGGUCUUGUGGGUUUAAAGGCGAGGUUUUAGGUUUAGAUUGAGAUUAGUUUUGGGGUUUUGCCUGAUUUUGGCAUUCUGUUGCAAAGCGAUAUUAUUUUAUUAACCAAAAGGUCAAUAUGACAAAAACUUUAUUUUUAGACUAUUUUUAGCAUUAUUGUUGAUUGACUUGCUUAAUUUCAAUAAAAAGUUUAUUUGAAACACAAUGCCAAAAGUUGCGGGAAAUUUUAAAAUUUAAAUUUUCAAAUCGAAUCUUUGCCAUUUUUGUUUGAAAUAUGUUCUAAAAUGAUCUUUAAAGUAUGUAAUAUUAGUUUCACUUACUAUUAAUUUAAUUAUGAGCUUUAGUCUGUAGGUAACUAGCCGACAAUAACACUUUAUAUCAUCAUUUACCCCUCAUAGACAGCAUAUUAUACUGAAAAUUGUGUUAUAGGUUUGUUUGUAAACUCAAAACAUAUGUAUACAACAAUGUUUCGUUCAUAAUUGUUCUAUAAUUGUGUUAGUCACAGUGGCUGAUGCAUAUAUUAACAUUAUUUCUCUCUUGAAACAUUGUUUACUAGCCAUAUUUACUGCCAUUUCAUGCUGAAUAUCAUCGUUUAUGAGAAUGUCUGAAGCAUUGUCUAUAUUAACAUGUUUAUUGAGUUAGGGGGUGGUAUUGUGGUAGGUAAAUGAAGGUAAAUAGUAGGGUUAAUUGAGAUUAACAGGAUCAUCAGGGUAAUAACAUUGUUUUAGGUAUAGUGAUAUUGAUAUAGGUAUAGCUGAGAGUGAUGUUAUUAUAGGUGUAGAAUACGAAUUAGAUAGAGUUGUUUGUAUAGUUUACUGAGUAACUUGUUGGUAAACUUGAAAUUCAUCUGGUCUUAUUUAAAUUAGUUUGAAACGGCUUCCCUUCGAGACAGCCGUUUUUUUUUGUUUCUUUGUUUUUUGAUAGUUUUGCCAUCUUUUAUUCGGAAUGUUGCCCAAAUGUCAUUACUCUCAGUUUUUAAAACUUGUUUUUUUAUUUUAAAGGUUUUUACAACCUUUCAUUCGUAUAACUUGUCACCUUUUCGUAUAAAAUGGCUCUAUUUUAAAAAAUUUUAUUUGCGACACGAAACUCUAUUUAAUAGUACAUCCAUAGUUCAUAUCAUAUUUAUCAUAAGCGACACUAUUUUCUGAACUGACACUUUAAAAUAGACAAACUUUGAUCUUUUGUCAACAGAACGGCGACAUAUUUCCAAAAGGCUCGGGUUUCAACAGACAAUCUGUCGCCAAAUAAUGAAAAGUUUGGAACUUGAGGCCAAUUCCCCUGCGGGCACAAAGUGAAGAGAGUGCGCAGUUGAGCGUUAUGACCAGCCGGCUGGUUCUUUUCUAGAUUUGGGGCCUUAUCGAACCUGUUUUGUCGCGGUAAUUGGGAUCCCCCUACUGUAGACAACGUGCUCCAUCGUGCCCUCCGGGCGUCAAAUUGGCUUUGAAUGUGCUCAAACGUGCUUUUCUUUCCGAGCACGCCCGCCUCUGACACUCCUAUUUUGAGGGGGGGGGGGGGGCUACUUUUAACGACAAAUUAAACUGUUAUAAAGUCGCCUUUUUUAGGCUUAAACUCUUAGUUUCGGCCAAAGAAUGACGCUAGACGGCUCCUUUUAGUAAAGUGACGGUAGAAGUUGAUAGUCAGAGUAAAUUUAAACAUUGCCAAGCUUUCGGGUCCCACCACGAAGCAAAAAGAUGGGACAAACGGCCGGAAAGCUGAUUAUGAAUGUAUAUGGACCGGGGUCACGCUGAGAUGAAUGUUGCCACUGUUUAUGGGCCGUCUUUGUCGCGAAACAAGGAUUAGUUUCUUUGACUAAUGCCUUUCCGCGACAAUCACUCAUACUGGUUUAGUUCGCGAAACUUCUUUCUUUCACAUUGGCUUACAUUGUUUUAGUGUGUAGUAGUUAACAUUUGACUUUUAUUUUUAGAAUAACAUACUGACAUAUAUUCAGACUACAUAAUGUGUAUAGUUAAACUACGUAAUAUAACACAACUUACACGUAGAUAAGACUCUAUUACAAUAUUUUUUAAAAUGUAGAAUGCGUCAAAUUGCUGUACUUUAUCUGUUUUAAAAUUACCUUGAUUUUACUUUGACAGUAACAUAAAAUUCAAAUGUUGAUUUCAGAGCUUUGGCGGAUCACCAAAGGCUCGGCCGCAAGCUGCGAUCUGGGCGGCCGACCGAAAGCUGAUGGCGCAUAUCAUCGAUGUCGACGUGGGCCAGCCCUGCUCCAACUCGGCCAAAUGUCAGUGCUACGGGUUUCGGCCGCAUCCCUGGAGGUAGCUUUAGUUUUACAUUUAAUUUUUCUUUCAUUUUUAUAGCUUAUUAAUACCUAAAUUUGUUUUAUCUUAUGUAAAAUAACAUAUCUCUUGUGUUUCUUGGUCUUAUCAUACUUUGCUUGUUACUAGGCUAAUAUUUAACACUUUUUUAAAAAAUACGGAACAUAAUAUCUAUUUGAAUAUAACUUUUGGUCUUUGCUUGAUUAGCAUAACAAUCUGUUUUAUUAUCGAAAGGCACAUCUGGUAGUCUAUAAUACCUUUCAUCUCAUAUUCUUAUGUUCACCAUGGCCAAAGUGACGAUUUUGUUUUAGUAUUCGAUUUCUAUUAUAUCCUAACUUUUCUCAAUAUAAUUUUACAUUUUCUGAUAAGAAUAUAAUAACGAGUGUAUUUACUAACACAAAUGUAGUCUAUUGUUUUAUCUUUUACGACUUUGACCGGUCGAUGCCAGAUGUGGGACAAUGCCUGUUUACUGCUUCUAUUGAGUUGUUAACUAUGCAGGGUUGAGAAUUAUUUAUUUACUUUACUAUAUAGUCUUAAAGGACAACUUUUUUGAAACUACUAUUAUAGUUUGCGUGGUAUAAGAGGUAAUAUAAUAGGUAUAUUGAUGGAUUUCGUAAUAAUCGUCAUUUUUAAAAGCAUCUACUUUAUAGUUCUAUACAUCAAACAGUAUGUAUAUCAUAGGUGUUAUGGCUUUUCACAAAAACGUGAAGAAUGGAAUAUCUACAGGACUUGACUGUUGGCAGUUGAGACAUUUCACAACAUAUCUGGGCGAACUGAUGGUGUAGUCUAUUAGGCAAUCCAUGCAGCUAAACACUUUCAAACAUCAUAGACAUAGUACAGGACGAUCGGCUUCUUCUUCCAGGCAACUGCGACAGGCAUCAUUCUCGAGUUCCACACCUUCUAUGAUAUUCAAAACGAAGUGUUUAUACCUGAAAUAUGA